UUGCCAUUUAUUUAUAUACAGAUUUAUACCUACAUAGUAUUUGCAAAUUGGUACAUUGCUGAGUUUUUCUACAUUUUUACAUUGCUCUAGAAAAUAUAGUGAAACCAUAGCUAAAUAUAUGUAAAUAUCACUAUAUUAUAUGUAUAAUUGUUAUACACAUGCUGACACGUAUUUCUACAAGCUUUGUCAAAUAAACUACUUUUCUACUAACUUCGAGGAUUUUCAAAGUGGAUAGAAAUAACACUGGCCAGGGCAAAUUUUUGCUUGAAGCAUGUAUUUCUAUUAAAAGGAGUAUGAUAUUCAAAAUUAGAUAUCGAAAAAUAUAGUCAAAGCUUGCAGGAUACGUUUAUUAAUUCGAAAUAUUAUUUGCCUAUAGAUUUUUUCCGUUCCAUCUUUCCGACGACGCAGAUACCGAAAUAUCAAAAUAAACAACUUAAAAGUAUUCCCGGAUCGACCUUGCAUCUAAACAUAAGCUACGAAAUACAGAACUCGCCAUUAGUUACCAGAUUUCUUAUUUUCGCUUAACCGCAAAGAUCCGAUUCGCUGGGUACCUUAUCAAUUCAAAGGGCUAAAAGCAGUAGUUUAGGUUAGCAAAAUGUCACUUUGGGCUAAGGCACAGCAGCUGCCGCCAGACGCACUCCAGCAAGUGCGCUCCGUCUAUGGGGAACACUUUCCCAUAGAAGUACGACAUUUUCUAUCCACAUGGAUCGAGGAUAAAGUCUGCCGGCCCGAUAUUGAGCCAGACAAUCCACAGUAUGAGCAAUACAUAGCAAACCUGUUACCAGCCCUAAUCCAAGAACUGGAUUCCAAGGCUGCAUCCAUAAACACAGAAGAUUUGUUUUUAACAAAAAUCAAGUUAAUAGAUGCAGGCAAGAUGUUCAGACAGCGAUACUCGCAGAACCCUGCAACAUUGUUCAGAAUCAUCCGACACUGCCUGGGGACAGAAAUGAAAUUAGUAGCACAGGCUGAAAACAUAGCUGGGGGACUAAUGAACAUGACAGAUGGACGUGUAGGCAUGAUGGUUGGGGACGCGGUUGCAGUGAUUGCACAACAGGUAGAGGAAUUGCGCCGCACAACACAAGAAACCGGUGAAGAUUUGCGCAGAAUGGAGCAGGAACAGGAAGCUUUUGCCAUCAGCUACCACGAAUGUACAAAAUUGAACACGCAUUUGCAACAUCUUUCUACCCAACCACAAAGCCAGCAAAGUCUCGAUCUUGAAAAGAAGAUACGCAGACAAAAGGAACAGCAAGAACAGCUGCUAAAUCACAAGGUAGCUGGUUUGAUGCAGCUCCGUUUGACGUUAGCUGAUAAAUUAAAGGAUACUAUUGGGAGGCUCGCCAACUUGCAGUCUAAGGUGCUCGAUGAUGAACUAAUCAGGUGGAAAAGGGAUCAACAACUAGCAGGGAAUGGAGCAUCUUUCAACAGUAAUUUGGAUUCGAUUCAAGAAUGGUGUGAGAGUCUUGCCGAAUUGAUAUGGCACAAUAGACAGCAGAUCAAAGAGGCUGAGCGCCUGAAACUGAAGUUGGCCCUUGAUCCUCCUGGUGUACAGGAUAUUUUACCAACUUUGAACUCACAAAUCACCCAGCUUUUAAGCUCACUUGUCACAAGCACUUUUAUUAUUGAGAAGCAACCACCACAGGUCAUGAAAACCAAUACUCGAUUCACGAGUACAGUUCGUCUUCUGGUUGGCGGAAAAUUGAAUGUGCACAUGACCCCUCCGCAAGUGAAGGUCAGCAUAAUUAGUGAAGCGCAGGCUAACGCUUUGUUGAAGAGUGAUAAAAUGGCAAAAAGUGGCGAGGCUAGCGGAGAGAUUUUGAAUAACACAGGCACUAUGGAGUACCAUCAGGCAACGCGACAACUUUCUGUCAGCUUCAGAAACAUGCAGCUCAAGAAAAUAAAGCGAGCAGAGAAGAAAGGGACGGAGUCUGUGAUGGACGAAAAAUUCUCUCUUCUCUUUCAAUCACAAUUCAGUGUUGGAGGUGGAGAACUGGUCUUUCAAGUAUGGACUCUCAGUCUCCCUGUGGUGGUGAUUGUUCAUGGUAAUCAGGAACCACAUGCCUGGGCCACAGUAACCUGGGACAACGCUUUUGCCGAACCUGGAAGAGUGCCAUUUGCAGUCCCAGAUAAAGUGCAGUGGGGCCAAGUUGCUGAAGCUUUGAAUGUCAAAUUCAGAUCAGCUACUGGACGGCCUUUAACGGAAGACAAUCUACGAUUCUUGGGGGAAAAAGCUUUCCGAGGUGGAAAUGCAGGCGGACAAAAUUAUUCAGCAAUGCCCCUGAGUUGGGCUCAGUUUUGCAAGGAGCCACUACCUGAUAGGAAUUUUACUUUUUGGGAGUGGUUUUAUGCAGUUAUGAAGCUGACCAGGGAACAUUUACGAGGCCCUUGGAUGGAUGGCUACAUACUAGGCUUUGUCCGAAAGAAGCAGACGGAGGAAAUGUUGGCUCAGUGCGCUUCAGGAACUUUCCUAAUGCGCUUUUCAGAUUCAGAACUUGGCGGUGUUACUAUUGCCUGGGUUGGUGAUCAAACAGAAGUCUUCAUGUUACAACCAUUCACCAGCAAAGACUUUGCUAUUCGAAGCCUAGCUGAUCGUGUCUCUGAUCUACAACAUCUGCUGUAUUUGUAUCCUGACCUUUCCAAGGACCAGGCCUUUUCGAAAUACUACACACCAUUUACAGAAAAUCAGCCCACCUCAAAUAAUGGAUACGUUAAGCCAUUGUUAGUAACACAUGUGCCUGGUUGGGGUGGUCCUGGAGUCGGUGGUCAAACGCCUUCACACUCAUCAGUUGUUGGUGUGGGAGGAGGACAGGGAGGACCAGGUGGAAGCUAUCCUACGACCCCAUCUUCUAUAUUCCAAGCACACAGCCCUGACCCCUCCGUCACCCGAGACACCCCGUCUGUCGCAUCAAGCUAUGCUCCGGGCCCUGGCCAGUCGGGGGUGGGAAGGCCCAGCGCGGAUAUGGACUACGUAGAGUUCAUCGGCAAUGACCUGCAGCCAAUGGAUGACAAUUUGAACUUGGAUGGGCUCAACGGCUUCGGCUUCUCCGACUUCAUGCAAUCCUACAACCCCAAGCCCCAAUAGGUAUGCCCGCAAAUUUUUAUCGAUAAUCGAUUAUUGAAUCACCAUUUUCAAUUUUCUGUUUUUAAAAUUCUAUCAAUUCUAUAUGGCGGAUUUAAUCCGCUCCUCGUUAUGAAAGAGGGGUAUAGCAGAUGAGGAGUGUAAGUCCAAACCAGAUGACAUAUUGUUAUUGAGAUUACAUGAUUGUGUUACAUUAUAAAGGUGAUAUAUAUCAAAUACACUGACAAAUAUGUUAUUUCGAUAUGCAACGAAAACUUUUCAGAUAGUACCAUUUGUUCAGGGAUUGCAUUAUCUGACUAGACGUUUUAAUCUUGUUUCAUAUAACAAAGAGGUAGGAAAUAAUCAAAAGUAACGAAGCUAGUGCGAAUUGAACCUGUUACUUAAUGAAAUUACAGGGUAACUGCAGUUCUGCAAGUGAUAUAUCUUUCCGUUCAUUUGUUAUGAAUUCAUCAUAAAAAGAAUUUAGUACCAUACUUGUUAUCAAUGUGGUAGACACUGUAAUUUGAAAAGAGGCCUUCUUGAGAGCAACGCUGAUCAUUAUUUCUUAUAGGUAGUAUUUUAUAUUAUCUGUAACAUGUAUAAAUGUAAGAUUGUUAAACGUAAAGAGAUUUUGAACUGAAUCUUAACAGUCAGUAUCAAAGAUUAUUGAUUAAAAAAAUGUUAAAAGUCAAUUGCAACGAAAAAAUAACAAAUUAGUAAAAUAUGCCCAAGUUCGAUGCCUUUGGAUUUAUAUGUAUGUAAAGUUAACAGAAACAUUGGACUUAUGCCGUUUGUUCCCUAGCCCUCCUAUAUUAUUAUGUAUUAUUAAUGAAUUAAUAAUUGUUAUGUCUGUAAUAAAACAAGGAUCAAUGAGCCCUGUUUAGAUUUCAACAUAAGCCAUGGGUUGCACGUUGUUUUUUAAUGUAUGUAUAUUGGCUGCUUUGCCAAGAAGCGUAGGUUGAAAUCAUCAAUUGAUCUUUUUAUUCAAGAUUUAGAGUUUAUUUUAUUAUUCAGAAGAAUUUUACUUUCUGUAUCGGAUAGAUAUUAAUUAAUAAUUUUCAAUAUACCUAAUAAUCUAUAUCGUAAGAUUUUGCGCAUAUGUACGUACGCACGUGCUAAUAAAUUUUUAACUUAAUACACAAUUAACAAAUAUUACGUGGCAUUCGGAAAUUUGGAUUUUUCUUUAUCAAUUCAAGCCUAGUCAAAUGUUAACUAGACUAAUUUCGAGAGUAUUGCUUCGUGUACGCCAUCCACAUGUUACCACGCAGUAAUCUUUAAGUAAUCAUAUACAAUUGCUAUCGCAAAGCAUGAUGCUACAAAUUCUACAUUCACUGUUUUAAAUUGAUGCAAUAUAUGGCAACAAAAUUAUUUUAUGUAGCACAAAAUAUACGGUGUCUCGCUUUACAUUUCUUCUACACAAAUCAACGCGUCUGUACCUUUUUAUAACUAUGAGACAUUAAUUCUUAAUCAAUUUAUUUAGAUUUGACUUCUAUAAAUCGAGGUGAAUCCUGUUAUAUCGCCGGUGUAUUUCAAAUAAAUAAAAUCACGGGGGUCUCUCAUCUAAUUUUUUUGUUCGGUGUUUGUACACGCUAAUUUCAAUCAAUAGCGAGGCACCAUAUGAAAUUUAGUCACUACAAAAAAAGAGCUAAGCUAAUGGGACAUUGAGUGACACAAAGUUGCAAUAUAAUUAUAGUUCAGAGACAUUAUAAGUAGAAUAAAUAACUGAAUAAGAAAGUUUUAUAAGUUUUAUAAGAAUUUUUUCAAGGUGCUUACAAAAAAUGUAUUAAGAAUU
Molecule: messenger RNA, 4847 nt
Organism: Athalia rosae (coleseed sawfly)
Lineage: Eukaryota; Metazoa; Arthropoda; Insecta; Hymenoptera; Athaliidae
Gene: Stat92E
Product: signal transducer and activator of transcription 5B
Exons: 12
Coding region: 596-3079 (827 amino acids)
Biological process (GO): regulation of cell population proliferation; cell surface receptor signaling pathway via JAK-STAT; defense response
Molecular function (GO): RNA polymerase II cis-regulatory region sequence-specific DNA binding; DNA-binding transcription factor activity, RNA polymerase II-specific
Source: RefSeq, a predicted model, not a curated record